Molecule: messenger RNA, 1828 nt
Organism: Scleropages formosus (Asian bonytongue)
Lineage: Eukaryota; Metazoa; Chordata; Actinopteri; Osteoglossiformes; Osteoglossidae
Product: high affinity choline transporter 1-like
Exons: 8
Coding region: 62-1828 (588 amino acids)
Biological process (GO): synaptic transmission, cholinergic; choline transport; acetylcholine biosynthetic process
Cellular component (GO): plasma membrane; synapse; perikaryon
Molecular function (GO): choline:sodium symporter activity
Source: RefSeq, a predicted model, not a curated record
GUAUAUAUACAUCUGGAUGAAAGUGGACACUUGCUGUGCGCACUGAUCCCACUGACACGAGAUGGCCAUCCACGUGGAAGGGCUGGUGGCCAUCGUCAUCUUCUAUGUGCUCAUCCUUCUUGUGGGAAUAUGGGCCGCGUGGAAAAACAAGAAUGCCGGGGUCCCGCAGGGCGCGGACCACAGUGAGACCAUCAUGGUUGGAGGGAGGGAUAUCGGACUGUUUGUCGGGGGGUUCACCAUGACCGCCACGUGGGUGGGAGGGGGCUACAUCAACGGCACCGCCGAAAACGUGUACCUCCCCGAGUGCGGUCUCGCUUGGGCUCAGGCGCCUUUCGGAUACGCGCUCAGCCUGGUGCUCGGUGGGCUGUUCUUUGCUAAACCCAUGCGCACCAGAGGCUACGUCACCAUGCUCGACCCCUUCCAGCAGAUGUAUGGGAAAAGGAUGGGGGGUCUGCUGUUCAUCCCUGCCCUCAUGGGAGAGAUAUUCUGGUCAGCAGCAAUUUUAUCAGCUUUAGGAGCUACUCUGAGUGUGAUUGUGGACAUCAAUAUCAACAUGUCCGUGGUCAUCUCUGCACUCAUUGCCAUCUUCUACACGCUGGUCGGGGGCCUGUACUCUGUGGCGUACACAGACGUGGUCCAGCUUUUCUGCAUCUUUCUGGGGCUGUGGGUGAGUGUUCCAUUUGCACUCUCAAACCCUGCAGUGUCAGACAUCGCCGUUACAGCUGUCAAUAAAGUCUAUCAGAAACCUUGGCUGGGCAAAAUUAAGUCAUCAGACAUAUGGAUGUGGAUUGAUAACUUUUGCCUUUUGAUGCUGGGGGGCAUUCCCUGGCAGGUGUAUUUUCAACGGGUUCUCUCUGCUUCUUCAGCUACCUACGCCCAAGUGCUCUCCUUCUUGGCCGCAUUUGGCUGCCUGGUCAUGGCCAUGCCCUCGGUCCUUAUAGGGGCCAUCGGGGCCUCCACAGAUUGGAAUCAAACCACCUACGGACCAAUACCACCCACAGAAAAGGAGGAGUCAGAUAUGAUUCUGCCCAUAGUGCUCCAACAUCUGUGCCCACCCUACGUGUCCUUCUUUGGUCUGGGGGCGGUGUCUGCAGCAGUCAUGUCAUCAGCUGACUCGUCCAUCCUGUCUGCCAGUUCCAUGUUUGCUCGAAACAUCUACCAGCUGGCUAUCCGACAGUCGGCAUCCGACAGCGAGAUCGUGUGGGUUAUGAGGGUCACCAUCUUUGUGUUCGGGGCGCUGGCCACAGCCAUGGCUCUUCUGACGGGCACCGUCUACGGCCUUUGGUACCUGAGUUCGGAUCUGGUCUACGUCAUCAUAUUCCCCCAGCUCAUCUGCGUGCUCUUCGUCAAGGGCACCAACACAUAUGGCUCUGUGGCUGGCUACAUCUUUGGCCUGCUGCUCCGAAUCAGUGGUGGUGAGCCCUACCUCCGAGUGCCUCCCUUCAUCUUCUUCCCCGGCUGGACCGAGGAGAAGAAGGUGCACCACCUGACGCAUGAAGUCGAGUACGUUAUCAAGCAGAGGUUCCCGUUCAAAACCGUGUCCAUGCUGGCAUCCCUCCUGGCCAACAUAGCCUUCUCGUACCUGGCAAAAUACCUCUUUGAGAGCGGGAAGCUCUUGCCAAAGUAUGACUUCAUGGAUGCAGUUGUCUCAAAGCACAGCAAGGAGAUCAUGGACAAAACGACGCUGAUGAAUGACGAAAAAAUCCGCCUGUCUGAACUGACCCCGGCCAAGCGGCGGCUCAGCAAAGUGGUCGCAGGAACGUUCAUGAACACAGAGGCGCUGGAUAAUGGAGCAACGAGCCCAGACUCCUCCACCGAAAAUGAUUAG